Messenger RNA from Leptomonas pyrrhocoris, 2682 nucleotides. RefSeq lists its product as hypothetical. Lineage: Eukaryota; Euglenozoa; Kinetoplastea; Trypanosomatida; Trypanosomatidae. The record is from RefSeq and is a predicted model, not a curated record. The transcript has a single exon. Bases 637 to 2682 code for a protein of 681 amino acids.
AGACACGGCUGCGGUGGGACGCGGACGGACAUUUCUGCACUGAUCUUUCGACUACUACUCCUGCUGUUGUUGCUGGGCCGUUCCGCUUUCCUUUGCGUUAUCUGGCUUUCUUCUCCGAAAAAAAGAGAGCUAAGCGCACACUCUGGCUCGCACGCCACGUACGUCGACGCACCAACGCCUGUCCUUUCCAGACACCAGCAAUGGUACAUAGACUUGGAUAGAAGCACAUUACAUUCACACCCAUACACGCGCACACACUAGAUUCUACACUAACACUCUCAACUUCAGAUAAAUCAAUCAAAGCAGACGCAUCGAACAGGCGCUCUUCUUACAGUAGUCACCAGACCCACAACGUUGCUCCACGAACUAUACAUACAAAUAUUCUUUUUCCCCACCAGACUCCUCUGCUGCUAUUUUCUCCAAGUGACUCCUCGUAGCACAGGAUUCGCCGUCGAGACACAUCAGACGUCAGAGCGCAGCAGGAUACAUCUAAAACGGAGAACAAACAGAGAUAACUAUAUACUUCACAGUCGACACAAGAGUCGACCGAACACGCACGCCACUCCGCCUCUCACUCACCGGCCCAACGACGCAACCCAUCUUCGUCCCUUGCUUUCCCCUUUCUACAGACCCGUCAUGCCGCAGCUGCAGCAACUCGCUGAUCGUCGCGCAGCAGCGUCUCAGAAAAUGUCUGAAGAGAAGCCUUGGCAGCCAAGCUUUGCACUCCCCUCUGAUGCCCUCCCCCUCCGCCCCCCGGUGCCCACCUCCGUCCUCUUCAACGUCGCCGACGGCUACGCCUACCAAAUAACGAUCUCCCCCUUCGACGAUGCCGCGCAGCUAAGCGUGUGCGUCUUCACAGUACGCCGUGUUGUGCUGCCCGACACACACGUGCUGUCCCUACAAGUCAGCGCCACCGCGCGCUGCGGGCUGCCGUUCUGUACGGUGGAAGGCGGCGUGACGUGGCACGACGUGUUGGUGACUCUUGCCCUCGUCGAACCGCAGCUACGUGCGUCGCUCUACGGGUGGAAUGUGCAGGUGCUCGGCCUCGACGCCCGCAGCGGUGGCUGGCUGCCCAUCACGCCGGCUCUCUCCUCCCCCCUGGAGGCGCAGUACUUCCUGCAGACCAACGUGGAGGUGCUGUUUGAGUACUAUGGCGCCGACAGCCUUCACAUGCAGGCCACGCCGCUCAUGCCGAGUCCGGCCGCAGCGGACUGGCACACACCGUCGGAGCGCAGUACCACACCGGGGCAGGCUCCUCCACCAGCGCCGGUGAAGGACUACCACCGCGCACCACCGCAUGUGUGCUUCAGUGACCCUCGCCGAUACAAUGUAAGACAUCCGAACGAGGCAGGGGCUGCAGCGCCACCGCGAAGUCUAGCGUACGACUUUGACGCAGCACGCACGCCGUCGCCGCAGAGCGCGGAAGACAAUCCUGUCGCCCCGCCCGUCGCAACGUGGUCGCUCGUAGCUUUCUUACGUCAGCAGCAGCGUUGGGGUCAGCGGUGCAAAGAACUGCGGCAGCGCACAGCCAACAUGCCGGCUGACGCGGUGCUGCAGCUCGUGCGCGAUGAAUUGCAGCUUCUCCGGCAACCGCAGUCGCUGCCGUGCACCGUCCUCGAAGACAGAGGGGCGGCCACCUGGACCCUCAGUCUGUUGGAAUACGAAUGUCAGCUGUUGUCCGAGAAGGUGCACGACUUGUGCAGACCGGCAGAGCCGGCAGAGGCGGCGACUACGCCACCGCCAACGGCGGAGGUGCUCCGGACCUGUCGAGCGCACCUGCGCCACAUCCGAGAGCGCGCCGCCAAGGUCUGUCAGGUGGUGGACGCCGUGUGGACGGCGGAGAGGCAGGCGGAGGUGGAAGGCGCUGUUCCUGACGACUUCCCUCUUGGGUGGCUCUGCGUGCUGCUGACCUCCCUGCGACUGCGGUGUCUGCGGCACGUCGCCCUCGUCCACGCCUGUACGGGCUUUGUGAGCGGAUCAGAGAAUGAGGAGGACGAGGAGGCUGCAAAAGCCGUUGAUGCAGGUGACUUCCUUUCCACCGCGAUGCUGGGAAGCGACGCAGUGCUUCUUCACGAGUCUGUACAGACGGCAGAGCAGAUGCUCGAGGCGCUGGAGAGCAUCUCCGCGUUUCCGCAGGACGCACGCCUCCCACCAGCAGCACUCUCUGAGCCGCUGCUCGCCACGGCUCUGUCUCUCGCGGAGCUCGCCGCUUAUCUCUCCGUCAACACCGCCAACCGGUGCGCGCUGGUGCGGGCGGCGGUGCAGCUGUGUCGUGUACGCCUGCAGUGUAUCGCGCCGUCUGGGGAUGUCCGCUGGCUACCGCGGUGCAUACAGGACAUCGCGACGCGUAUGCAGGGCAAACUGAACGGCCUCCCGCUAACCUCCACCGCCUUCGCGGCGUACGCGGAGCUGACGCAGCUGCUGCGUGAUGCGGCCGACUCCGCAGCGGAGCUGAACGCCGCCGCAGAGGAAGUGCCGUCGAGCACAACUCCACCCGAUUCCUCGAUGAUGGUGUUGGGGUACACCCUCACUCACCUUGCAACGACGGCAGACGUGGACACCGCGUUUGUGCAGGGCAACAUGGCGGUACGCGGAUUUCGGAGCAACACGGCCGCACCGGAGUCAGUGGACCCGCGCACCGCUGAAGUGACGCAAGAAGACACGCAGACCGCUCAGAUGUAA